Molecule: messenger RNA, 834 nt
Organism: Chanos chanos (milkfish)
Lineage: Eukaryota; Metazoa; Chordata; Actinopteri; Gonorynchiformes; Chanidae
Gene: hacd2
Product: 3-hydroxyacyl-CoA dehydratase 2
Exons: 7
Coding region: 39-773 (244 amino acids)
Biological process (GO): sphingolipid biosynthetic process; fatty acid elongation; very long-chain fatty acid biosynthetic process
Cellular component (GO): endoplasmic reticulum membrane
Molecular function (GO): 3-hydroxyacyl-CoA dehydratase activity
Source: RefSeq, a predicted model, not a curated record
GAACUGAAGGCAUCAGCCAUCAAGUUCGUCGCCCAGUCAUGUCAGCACCUGCCAUGGGAACCUCAAAAAUGGCUCAUAGUGAUUCAAGCCAUAGGAAAAAGAAAGGACCUGGUGCACUUGCGACUGCGUAUCUGGUCAUUUAUAAUGUGGUUAUGACAGCCGGGUGGCUUGUCAUUGCAGUGGGUUUGGUCCGAGCAUACCUGGCCAGAGGCUCCUACCACGGUCUGUAUUACUCCAUUGAGAAGCCCCUCAAGUUCUUUCAGACUGGUGCUCUACUGGAGAUUUUACAUUGUGCUGUCGGCAUUGUGCCUUCCUCUGUGGUUCUGACUGGGUUUCAAGUGAUGUCGAGAGUGUUCCUCACUUGGGCUGUUACUCAUAGUGUCAGAGAGGUCCAGAGUGAAGAUAGCGUCUUGCUCUUUGUGGUGGCUUGGACUAUAACAGAGAUCAUCCGUUAUUCCUUCUACACUUUCAGUCUGCUGAACCACCUGCCCUACCUCAUUAAAUGGGCAAGGUACACAUUUUUCAUUGUGCUGUACCCAAUGGGUGUGACCGGGGAGCUGCUGACCAUCUACUCUGCACUGCCUUACGUUCAGAAGACAGGCCUCUACUCAAUCACUCUGCCCAACAAAUACAACUUCUCCUUUGACUACCACACAUUCCUCAUCAUCACCAUGAUCUCCUAUAUCCCCUUGUUCCCUCAGCUCUACUUCCACAUGAUUCGGCAGAGGAAGAAAGUUCUAGGCCACGUGGAGGAAUACAGCAAAGUAGAAUAAACAGCCUGGAGAACCGCACAGAAAGCAGACUGAUCAUGUGGUGAAGAAGACAGGGGGGGGG